Messenger RNA from Pseudonaja textilis, 681 nucleotides. The record is from RefSeq and is a predicted model, not a curated record. NCBI's taxonomy places the organism in Eukaryota, Metazoa, Chordata, Lepidosauria, Squamata, Elapidae.
AUGCACGAAGAAGUGAAAUGGACGUUUAAAAGCGAGCAAAAGAGAAUCCGAGAAAUUGCAGGACUUGCUAAAUUCCCCUGCGCAUCGCAGGAACCAACCAGCCGAGCCCUGGUGACUCUCCGCGUGGAUCCCCAAGGCUUCUUCCUCUACUGGACCGGCCCGAGUUUGGAAGUGGACGUUUUGGAUAUCAGCUACAUCCGGGACACUCGGACUGGACGUUAUGCUAAGCUGCCUAAGGAUCCCAAAAUUCGGGAAACGCUGGGCUUUGGAAGUCCAGAACAACAACCCGAGGAUAAACUUUUGACCGUGGUUCACGGACCUGACCUGGUGAAUGUGAGUUUCCUCAACUUCAUGGCAGUUGUCCAAGACAAUACAGCAAAGAUUUGGGCCGAGGAAGUGUUCAAGCUGGCCACCAACAUCCUCGCCCAAAACGCCUCUCGAAAUACUUUUCUGCAAAAAGUCUACACCCGGCUGAAGCUCCAGGUGAACCAAGAUGGGAGGAUCCCGGUCAAGAGGUAAGAGGUAACCCCUUUGGGGUUGGGGGUCCACAUCUUCAUUUUGGUUCUGUAGGACAGGGGAGGGGUGGAGGUCGGGGGGGGGGGGCUUGAACUCUGCCCUCUUGUGGGGAAGGGAAGGGAAGGAAGAUAGAAGAAAGGAGAGGAAAGGAAGGUAGAAGAGGAG